Molecule: messenger RNA, 4313 nt
Organism: Lytechinus pictus (painted urchin)
Lineage: Eukaryota; Metazoa; Echinodermata; Echinoidea; Temnopleuroida; Toxopneustidae
Product: neuronal acetylcholine receptor subunit alpha-6-like
Exons: 4
Coding region: 128-1147 (339 amino acids)
Biological process (GO): nervous system process; chemical synaptic transmission; monoatomic ion transmembrane transport
Cellular component (GO): synapse; neuron projection; plasma membrane
Molecular function (GO): transmitter-gated monoatomic ion channel activity involved in regulation of postsynaptic membrane potential; transmembrane signaling receptor activity; excitatory extracellular ligand-gated monoatomic ion channel activity
Source: RefSeq, a predicted model, not a curated record
GAAAGAUGAGUUUUUGGCAUGGGACCCAAGCAAUUAUUCUGGUGUGGAGUCUCUGGAAAUAGAUCCAGGUCUUGUUUGGAAACCUGAUAUCCAACUUUAUGAAAACGUCGACAAAGAUUUUCUUCGUAUGUCGGAAACGAAACUACUGGUGAAUUACACGGGGCACGUGACAUGGUACACACCGGUGAUUUCAACCAGUUCAUGUCAUAUUGAAGUUAAGUUAUUUCCUUUCGAUACCCAGAGAUGCAACCUUUCCUUUAGUUCAUGGAUAUAUACUAUGAACCAACUGCAGCUUCACAUGUCGAAUAAAUCAGAAGCUACUAAUCAGAAUAUCUUCAUGGGUAAUGGUGUUUGGAACCUUGCGAACAUAAUCCGGUCGGAGGAACUUUACAAAUACGACUGCUGUCCAGGUGAAUACAGGAAAGUCAUUUACACCAUUUCGCUCAGUCGAACAUACGCCUUCUACCUCACCAACAUGAUCAUCCCAAGUAUUACCCUCUGUUUAACCAAUACCUUGGUCUACCUUAUUCCUCCGGAGUCGGGAGAGAAAGUCCAGUUUGCCGUCAGCAACCUACUGGCAUCUAUCUUGUUCCAACAGCUUAUAGCCACCACCAUGCCACCUCUUGGAGACGAACUCCCGUUACUUGGAAUCUUCUUUCUCUUCAUGGUCAUGUGCAGUUGUUUUUCAAUCGCUUGCAGCAUACUUAGCUUACGGCUCUACAAUACGAAGGGCGAUGAACCAGUACCAAACCACCUCCGAAAGCUCAUACUCCUCACGCAUCCAGUCGCUCAUCGCCGGCUCUUACACCGCGUCACAACCUUACGGGUCAAGUCCUCCUCUCAGAACGGCCACUCAGAACACAAGAGCGAUAUGACGUCAUUGGAACCGAAAGAAGCCAGGGAUGAGAUCCAACUACAGCAGCUCACCGACGAAGAAAAUCAUCAUGGAACGAUAAGCCCAGAGAAGACAGAAGACAAAAGUCCGGUCCAUAGUGAUGCGAGAAGACGGGAGAGUGCCAGUUUGAAACGAGACGUAAUCAUAGAGGAAUGGAGGUUGUUGGCGAGGGUGCUUGACAAACUUUUAUUUGCACUGGUCCUUGUACUAACCUGUUUUGUUUUGUUUGGCCUUCUCAUCGAAUUUGUUUAGUCGGGCUAAAAGUAAUUCUGAAAUCACGUAAUGAGACAAUUUGGUUCAGGUGCGACCGUUCAGCUGAUCAUGGUCAUGCUUAUGAUGCUGCAAGCCAUUUUAUUCUGACGCCAGCGACAUACUGUUCACCAAACAGAGUAUAUACAUCUUCUACAUAUAUGUUGCAGAUGGAUUUCUGUCUUAGGCCUAUAUUGACAUCAUGCGUUUCAAAUGUAAACGUAUACGAGGACAUGUGGUCAUUUUGACUAGAUAUAGAGACCUCGAAGCAUAUACAGCCUACGCCCUCGUGGUUCAUCACCUUAGAUAUACAACAUGUACCAAAAAAUUAACGGCAGUUACAAUAUGCGACCGUUAACGAUAUAAACGCUACGUCCCAGACUAAAACGAAACCGAGCACUGACGACGUUUUAUCAUACAGUAAUCACGAUUAAUUUAAUAGAAGGCAUUUGUUUGAAAAGCUUAGAUAUCCCUCUUUUUUCUGAUGCAACCAAUAAUACAAAUACUAUUCAUGUGACUGAAAAUACAAUUUAAAGAGAGGACACUAGAAUGUCACUCGCAGACGAUAUCUGACUUUCAAAUAUGAAUUUACAAUCUGAAUUUCAGGAAUGAAAAAAUAGAUCCAGAUCGGCUGUAAAUAGUGACCAGCUGAAAAUUGCAUUUGAAUUCAAACAUUGCGGAUAUGAAUUUCAAGCUCAACGAUAAUUUAAUCCUUCGAAUUAAUAAAAAAAAUAUCCAAUGGGCGGCUGGUCAUAUCGGUUCUGGUUUUAUUUCAAAUCUUCGAAAUUUAGAUUGUACAAAAAAGUUCAUUCGUCGUAAUUAAUGCGCAUGGAAUUAUAUUGUUCUGAUUGUUCAUAGUAAUGACUGUAUUGCCACCUCUACUUCAUAGAACGAAUAAAAUUUCACAAGAUACCUGCUCUAACAUCAAACAAGGUUGACAAAAUGCCAUUAUUCACGGCCAAUUGUCAACCAAGCGGUGUUGGGAGUGGUCAUUGAAAUGCAGAGAAACCUCUUUUCUUUGAGAGGUAAAAAUGCAAGCAUUACUUUGAGCAAAGGGUGAUUUAUAAUUCUACACCAUACGUUAUCGAAGUGUCAUCAAAUUUUAUAAGCUUAAAGACGAGCUUUAUGGAAAUUUGCUAAUCUCUUUGAAAUUCAGAUACCGCCCUAUGAACAAUUUUGAUUUACAGAUGGGGCCCGUUGCAGAAAGAGUUGCGUUUAAACGCAAGUCAAAAAAUCAAUCGCAAGUCGAAAAUGCGCGCUGUUGAUUGGUUGAAAAUCAAGUUGCGCGUGAUUUUUAGAGUUGCGUUUGAUUGCAACUCUUUCUGCAACAGGCCUCAGUAGUAUCAAGUCGCUGUUAAUCGUGUAUGCGUGAAGUAUGUGUAUCAAAAGUUCCAUUAAUAGGUCCAUGGUAAAACCGAGGGAAUUGCGCAAACCAAUAACUUCAAAGCUAGAUGGCAGCUCCAUGGAUGGGAUGACAUUAAUACGUGAACGGGAUUUGCUUCCGGUUUCUUUCAUUUCGGUUCACCGAGGAUGUUCCAUUUACAUGUCUUUUCUUUAAUUCCAUUUACACGUUUUGGGGAACACAUCAUAGUUAAAACUCUGAUAACUGUAUCCUAAUUUGAACUACCGUUUGUGAAUGGCUGCUAAGUUCUGUUACCACGGUUGUUCCAAUAAUGAUAAAGAUACCAGAGUUGUAAGUCUGAAUGAAACAGACCCCUGGUGGGUGUUUCAAAAAGCUGUUCGUAAGUUUAGAGCGAGUUUAAGAUCGACUGGUGAUCCUUUCUUGUGAUAAAUGGUAUAUUCAUUGGCGAUGGUUCAACUGGUAAGAAAGGUUCAACAGCCAAUCUUAAAGUUGUUCUUAGCUUACGAACAGCUUUAUGAACCGCCCCUGGACCUCCUCAGACACCAUAUACCCCUUAAGAUAAUUAGUUCAUGAGUACAUCGGUGAAUCUAGGUAGUAGACUUGUAUGCAACAUACCCAUAUACCAUUUUUUCUCGCUAGUAGUGUCAAAAUAUAUCGAGAAGUGUUAUGGAUGUAAAACAUACAUGUAAACGUGGUUAAGUCAUUCUGUAUACAUUUUCGUAUGUCUGGAUUCCGUAUUUUCCACAGAAUCCUAACCCUAACCCUAUGAUUAUUAUCAUUGUACAUCACAAGUUAAUUAUAAUAAAUUCUAAUACGAUAAUUUUUGCUCUUAAUCAAAUUUACUUCUGAAUAGCUUUUCACUAAGUAUAAAGCAUAAGAACAAAUAAAACGCACAAAUAGUCAUGCACGAUUUCUAACAUCAACUAGCACAUUUUUUGAAAACCAUUAUAUUAAUAAAAUCGAAUAAUAUUUUGUGUUUUUGCAUAAAUGUCAUUAAAGUUUCUAAGCAAUCUUUGUAAUAAGAGUAAUACUUGCACAAGUUUUAUGCACAUCAAAAUACUAUUUUUUUUAAAUAUCUCGACUCGUCCCGAAUUCCGAAUUCAAAACUUCUAAUAAUUAUGUCUAAUACCUUCUUCGCGGCAGGUAAAGCCUAGGUUACACCGGAACCGAAUCAGGUAAAAACCCAUCCGAAUGUCGAAUUCGAGAGUAUUCUGUUCUCCCUCCGCGAAUGCGAGAAAAUUCGGGAGGAAUUCGGCUCGUUUUGAAAUGUAAAAAACCAGCCGAAUACCUUUCGCUUGGAUUAGAGGGGAAUUCUGUGUAUUAUUGGCAGAUUUGGACGUAUUCUAUUCGGGGAGGAACGGUCUGACCUCGGUGCAGUCGGGCAUAUUCGUUCCGAUUCGGGUCAACAUUCGGGCCUUCUUUCGGUUUUAAUCGAAGUAAUCGGACCAAAUUCGUUCCUAUUUUGGCCACUUUUGGCUCGACUCUUUCCACUACUCGGGUGGCAUUCGGCUUUGUUUGGCUUUGUUCUGCAAUGAAUCGGGACUCGUUCGUCUCUUUUCAUGGAGCUCUCCGAAUCAGAGACGAAUAGGUUCCGAAUCGACUACCGAAUGCAUCCGAAUCAGACCGUAUUCGGGCAGCAUUGGUCCGAAUUUAUUCGAGAGAAAUCGGAUCUGGUGUAACCCUGGCUUUAGAUAUAGUAGAAUUUCUGUUGUUUGAAAAAAUGUUCUUCUAACCUAGAUAAGUUCAUCAAUGUUUCAGUUUUCAGCUAAUUUUCUCUUACAUGAAAUUAAAGGGAAAAAAGACAAA